CAGUCACAAUGGUGCAUGGUUACUGGUGCUUGGUGGCGAAUAGACAUUGCAGCGGUACCAAACGAACUGUCGCAUACAAAAAGAAUCGUCUGGAUUGUUAUUUUGAUCGUUGGUCUCGUCUGUUCUGUAUCCUUGGUGUGGGCUACAUUUAUCAAAUUUUACAGAGCUCCUUUGGUAAUGACACAAAUGCCUGAAGGUGUAUCUGUCAGCAAGAUAAUCUUUCCGGCCGUGGGCAUUUGUUCCAAUAACAGAAUAAGUAAACGUGCUGUUACCAAACUUGCGAAAGAAUUAUUAAAAGAGGAACGCAAUAAGAAUUAUAAUGAAGAAGAGAUGUUGUCUUUUUUAUUCGGUCUCGGUCAAUUGUAUGAUUAUCAGCCGAUCAAUAGCAAUGCCGUUCCGCAUAUGAAACUUCAUCGGAUUUUGGGUGAAUAUGAUGUCCAGGAUUUAAUGCGAAGCUUAACACCUCGGUGCGAAGAUCUUCUAGUCCGAUGCGUUUGGAACACCGAACCGAAAAACUGUCUCGAGUUAUUUGACUUUCGUCUAACUAUGAAUGGUUAUUGCUGCACGUUUAACUAUCUGCGGGUUUACGACAGCAUUUUUCUCGGUAAGGACAGUCGAACUCGCAACAUAGAUAUGUAUAAAUACGGUAACAAAUCAAGUUUCGACUUCGAUCAAGGGCUCAAAGUGCUACUGAGGUUGAAUGAAAGUGAUGAUUUCUAUUAUAACAUACCUCUACAAGGCGCACAGUUAACAUUCUCUGACGCGUACGAUUUCCCCGAUGCUCCCAGCGGGAGUUAUGCAAUGCAGAUUAUUAAUCCAAGCGUACAAAUGACGGUCAUAGUAACAGCUAGCUUCACGGAAGCUUCUAGAGAUAUCCAACAUAUUCCUAUAAAACUCAGAAAAUGUCGGUUCUACGAUGAGUCAACUUAUUUGCCAUUUUACACGUAUAGUGACUGUGCUUUGAAGUGUAGAAUGUCAUUUCUGCUCAACAAAUGCAACUGCACACCGUUUAAUAUGCCGAAAAUGGUCAACUCGAGAACGUGUGAUAUGCGUGAUGUUCCUUGUCUUAGAAUAUAUAAAGCACAAUCAAUUAAUAUUCGACCCGAUGUAGAGCAAGUGCCAUUAGAGCUAGAGCUGGAUAUGGUAGGCGGUGGAAUUUCCUGCCCCAUGUGCUGUCCAACAUGUUCCAAAACAACCUACAGCUACGAAUUCAACAACGUACUAAUUUACCCAGACGAUCUCAAUACUGUUCCAGACUACGACAGGGAGGAUUGGUUACAAGGCGCGAAUUUCACCGGAACUUCAAUCGUGCAUGUAAAAUAUGCGCGAGAUGUGGCAGACUGUUAUGGGCUGAACGUCAUAAUGAAAUGGUUUGAUUUGAUUAGUAAUAUUGGCUCUACAUGUGGAUUCGUAACGGGUUUCAGUUUCGUAUCCAUUUUAGAGUUCGUCUACUUUUUUACUGUAAAAUUGAUAAGGGAUAUUAAUACCCGAAGACGUGGCAAAGUCGUGGCUGUGUACACUGUCGAGGGCGAUGCCCAAGGCGUCUAUGAACCGAUUGAACGAUAUCGAUCGUUAUAUUGGAAUGAAAUAAGCAAUGCGACAAAAUAUAGCCAGGUUACUCCAUUUCAAUAAAAAAUUAUUUAUAUUACUUAUAUUUAUA
Manduca sexta (tobacco hornworm) is the source of this 1660-nucleotide messenger RNA. RefSeq names its product sodium channel protein Nach. The transcript is spliced from 10 exons. Gene Ontology annotation, cellular component: membrane. The record is from RefSeq and is a predicted model, not a curated record. NCBI's taxonomy places the organism in Eukaryota, Metazoa, Arthropoda, Insecta, Lepidoptera, Sphingidae. Gene Ontology annotation, molecular function: ligand-gated sodium channel activity. Gene Ontology annotation, biological process: sodium ion transmembrane transport. The coding region runs from base 16 to 1632 and encodes 538 amino acids.